This is a messenger RNA of Prunus armeniaca (apricot), 180 nucleotides long. The record is from the annotation of a GenBank genome assembly. Lineage: Eukaryota; Viridiplantae; Streptophyta; Magnoliopsida; Rosales; Rosaceae.
AUGGACGAGAUUAUGCAUAUUGUGGUGAUUCGAGACACACUCGAUAUUCACACUAAGGAGAUUCUUGGUCGUGGUAUCAAGAGAUGGGGGCUAUAUUAUGCAGAUGACUUCAGUCCCGACAUGGCUAACAGUGUGACGCAUCCCUAUCAUAGCAAACAAAAGCAAAUUUUAGUUAUAUGA